Messenger RNA from Volvox carteri f. nagariensis, 4002 nucleotides. RefSeq lists its product as uncharacterized. The record is from RefSeq and is a predicted model, not a curated record. The transcript is spliced from 12 exons. NCBI's taxonomy places the organism in Eukaryota, Viridiplantae, Chlorophyta, Chlorophyceae, Chlamydomonadales, Volvocaceae. The coding region runs from base 1 to 4002 and encodes 1333 amino acids.
AUGCAAGCUCUUUUACCACUUCAUCUAGUGACAGUUGGCGUAGGUAUCGCGUGGGUGGUAAGACUGGCAGUCAACUCUACCCCUAAGCCAAAGGGAGCCAGCGAGCCCAGAGAGGCACCUGCAGAUGUCUCUGGGGAUGCAGAUCUAGAAAGGAGCGCAACGCAGUGGCUUGCUCGCACCGGCGUUGAGCGCAGCGUUUCGCUGUCGCCUCGCAUCGCGGAGCACAAUGCAACGCGGACGUCUUCUUAUGCUGAACUGGAGCUCUUGUCUGAAGGAGACUUUGUUUAUCUCCGGUCUGGGGCCAGCGUGCUUACAGCGCUGGUGCCCACGGUUCGGCAGUUGACCUUGCAGCCACUCCAACUCUUGAAGGGGAAGCCCGACGCCGUGCCCACGGCUCCCUUGGAGGCCAUCAGCGUGUGGCUGGUGCGCCGCCGUAAGCAGGAGGUCGUGUUCGAGUUGCUCGGACCACGCAAUCGGCGCCACAUCCUAGAGGCCGAUCUCAGGGCACCGCAUGGCGUGGCGCUUUCCAGCGGAACCCCGGGCAAGAGCGGCCUAUGGCACAUCACGGCGCAGGGACUGGCGAGCGUCAGGUGGCCCUCACAUGUCCUUCCGCUGCGAGUUGUGACCGUGCAGCUGUUCGAUAGCCGCACCAUGAAGUCCAUUAAGGAUGGACUGGGACAUAAGCUGGUGGACAUCGGGGCGAAGUUGCGCCAGGAGGAGCUUGAGCGGUUGCAAGCGGAGAAGGAGAGGGCGAGGAUGGAGACGGAGUUGAAGCGCGUGCGGAACGAUGCAGCAUCGCAGCUGGACGCGGCUGUCAGUGCGCGGCAGUCAGCAGAGCGUGAGGUGGCAGCUCUGAAGAGCCAAAGGGCCGACGAUGGCGUCCGGACCAAGAUGGCUCUGGCGAGGGCAUCUCUGGCGGAGUCUGCAGCGGAACAGGCGGAGGCGACAGUGCGGCGACAGCAGCAGCAGAUCCAGGGCAUGUUGGCGGGACAUGCGGAGGAGCUGCGCACUCUGCAGCAUGAGCUGCAAAUCGCGCGGGAUGCCAAUGGGUCUCUCAACCGAGCCAUGCGCGAGCAGGUCAUUCAGGCGCAGUUGGGCGUCAGGGGUCUGGCAUUCCCACGGCCGGAGCAGUGCGGGAGCAGUGCGGGCGGCGCUCCCACUCCGCAGCACCUCGGUGGUGGUGGUGCGGCGGCACCCGCACCGGCACCGCCGCCGCCACCGCCUGCCCUGCAACAGGUGGGCGGGGACACGGCGGGCGCGGCAGCUGACGUCGCGGGCUCGCGCGGGUCAAAUGAGGAAGUGAGUCUGUCGUCGAUUGUUGGAACCGUCAAGACGCAGCCACAGCAGCCACAGCCUCCGGGCCCUCCGGUGGCGGAAGAGCCGCCGCUGUGGAGGUCGCUGCUGGACUUGACGGGCGAUCUAAGCGUCACAGCUCUCAAGGAGAGUCUGGCAAUGAGCCGGCGAAAUACCAAGGAUGACGGUCCCUCACCUGCAUUGGCGACCCUAGCUUGGUCAGCGGUGCAGCGGCGGCAGUCCCGGCCCCAGCCCCAGCUUACCGACGAGGAACUACUGCAAGGCGCCUUGCUGCCUACACCAGGCAACGGAGUAUCCUGUGUGGCAGGAACGCUGCAGACAUGCGGCGUUGUACCAUCCGUCCCUACGCGCCGAAACAGCAGUGUUGGCAGCACAGCUGGUGAGACGAAGCCCGCCGCCGCGGGACACUGGGGCAGUGGCGGCGGCUGCGAUGGCGUCGGGAGCAGGGACAUGGGUGCUGCAGACGAGGACGGGUUUAUUAGCGCUGCGGUGCGGAUGUCGCCCCAGCUAAAACUGGCCGUCGGCGGUGGCGGCAGCGGUAGCUCCACAGCGACACCGCUGCGAGGGCAGCAGCCGCAGGUGCCGGGGGCGGCCGCCGGCGGCGUGGGGUUCCCUAGCGCCGCGCAAACGGAUGCAGCUGGGGCGGGUCCCGAUGCGGUGGCGCCGCGUGGCACUCCUGGGGAUUUGAAGGACGACGGUGCAACUGUCGCUGGCAGCGCUGCAGCAGAAGCAGCACAUACACCGCCCCAAGGGACAGCGCCCGCCAAUGGCAGUGCAGGUGCAGGCACCGCCGGCGCGGCCCCAGGGCACAGCCCAGCCCUGCUCGAGUACGGCAUGGAAGCUACGUUGACGUUGGAUUCCCUGCGGCGGCGCAUGCGCCAGCUCGAUGCAGAGCGGGAGCGGCUAGAGCUGCUCCGGGUCAGCUUGGUGGAGUCAUUGCCUUGGCGCGCCGGCAGCGGCGCCACCCCUGGAGGAGAACGUGGGGGUAGUGAUGGUGGUGCUAUCGGCCUCGGCAUCGGUGGGGCAAACCGUAUGCUCUUUUUCUCUGAGCGCCCCAGUGGCGGCGGCGGCGGCGCCGCAGCCUUGAUUGGCCGUGAGGGCCAGAAGAUAGACGGUCAGAGGCAAGCUUUCGGGCAGCUGGAAUCUGGCAAUCAGCGCACGCAAGCAGAUCUGCAAGGACAGCCAGCUGGGCACUCACCACAGCGUAGAAGCGGCGGGCAGCUAGGGUCAAGGUCGGGGGCAGCUGUAUUGCUUGAGCAAGUAGAAGGGGUUCAGGCGUGCCUGAAACAGCAGCAUCAAUCUACACUUGAGAGGCUGAGGGAAUCGCCGUGGAGAGGGCAGAAGGAAGCGCAGAUGCAUCAGGCACAUAAUCCGGCAGCGCCGCAUGUUCAGUGCGCGGGGUCCGGCCCUGACUGCUUUAGCCGUGAAGCCUGUGCUGCAGGCAACGUCGUGGUGGUGGGACAACAGCAGCAGCGAGCCAAGUUUGAUGGCAGUACCGUCGGAAGAAGCCUGGUCCAGCCCGCUCGGUUGUCCAGCGCUGGUCUCGGCGCGGCUGCGUAUGCUAUCAGCAGCCCAUCCCGGCCCCCGGCGAUCCCAAUCCUACCUACCGCCCUAUCACCGGCCAGCCGCAAUUACUGCCUCCCGGAGCAGCUGCGCCACGGCAGCGGAAUCGGAGCCGAGGCUCCCCCUCAAGCACUUUCCACCCAUGCGGCCGACACCGGGCUACUUGAAGGUGGCGCACAAGCGGGCUCGGGCUCUUGCUCAUCCUUGGAAGGUGCCGCGGCCGCAAAUGGACCAGACGGAGAGGACAGCCUAAGCUCUAGCUGUUGCAGCAGCGACGGCCACAGCCGCAUCAGCAUGACGAGCCGGCGCGUGGACACAUCGGACGUUGGCUGCAUGCGAGCCACGGUCUCGGCCGAGGAGCUGUUCACCACGAUGGAGCACGACCAAGCCAAGAGCGGCAUCAAUGCUGCCUCUGUCGGUCUGCAUGGCCAAAGUGCUUUGGACGCGCCGGUUUCGGGGCCAUGGAAUGGACCAAACGCAAAUGGCGGAGAUACUCGGGGCGCGGUGGUACUGACUGAAAUGUCGUCCCUGGCGGUGUCCGCGAGCGCGCCUAAUGUGCCCGAGUUGCAAGCUGAAGGCUAUAAUCCCCCGAAUAGGGAUAUGCUAUAUGGUUUGUACGACAGCAUUGACGGCCUUUGUAACCUGGGCUCCACGCGGGCGAUGCCCACUGCCCGUGGUGCGGCUGGCUUAAUGACUGCGCGCCGCGUGGGGGUUAGCCAGCUACCGUCAGCUGCCGGCGACGUGCCGCUGCAGCAGGCGCCUCCGGUGGCAUCGCCGCCGCAAGAGGCCGUUGCAUGCAGCCCUAGACGGCUGAUUGGCACGCAGGGUCAGCAGGGCGCCACCGCGACAGCCGCAGCGGCCCGCACGCCUCCUGAGGCGGCCGCACGCGUGGCGACUCCUAAGAGUUGCGCCAGCACCACAGGUGCUGGCGACAUGAGCGCGGAUGACGACGGUCUUGUACUAUGUGACGAACAGGUUCCGUCGCCGCCGCCGGCGAUGCUGCUGGGACCCCUUGACCAGUUGCGUAGUGCCGGGGCGGUGACGACAGGUGGCGUGGAUGGGGGAAUCAGUCGAAUGGGUGGCCGCUUGCUCUCGGCGCUGGAAGAGGAGGAUGAUGACGAGUAA